GGCAGCUGCACCCAGGGCUUCCCUCCUUCAGAGUUCUCUUGCACUGUGCCUGCCUGCUGCCUGCUGCCGCCACCAUGACCACCACCAUCCGCCAGUUCAGUUCCUCCAGCUCCAUCAGGGGCUCUGGCCUGGGGGGCGGCUCAUCCCGCACCUCCUGCCGGCUCUCCGGCAGCCUGGGACCCGGCUCCUGCAGGCUGGGGGCUGCCAGCGGCCUGGGCGGCGUCCUCGGGGGCAGCAGCUACUCCAGCUGCUACAGCUUAGGCUCUGGCGGGGCCUUCGGUGGCAGCUUUGGGGCUGUUGAUGGGUUGCUGGCAGGAGACGAGAAGGCUACCAUGCAGAACCUCAAUGACCGCCUGGCCUCCUACCUGGACAAGGUCCGUGCCCUGGAGGAGGCCAACACUGAGCUGGAAGUGAAGAUCCGUGACUGGUACCAGAGGCAGGCCCCGGGGCCUGUCCGCGACUACAGGCCCUACUACCAGACCAUCGAGGACCUGAGGAACAAGAUCCUCACAGCUACCGUGGACAAUGCUAACAUCCUGCUGCAGAUCGACAAUGCCCGCCUGGCGGCUGAUGACUUCCGGACCAAGUUCGAGACAGAGCAGGCCCUGCGCAUGAGCGUGGAAGCCGACAUCAAUGGCCUGCGCAGGGUGCUGGACGAGCUGACCCUGGCCAGAGCCGACCUGGAGAUGCAGAUUGAGAGCCUCAAGGAGGAGCUGGCCUAUCUGAGGAAGAACCACGAGGAGGAGAUGAACGCCCUGCGAGGCCAGGUGGGUGGUGAGAUCAGUGUGGAGAUGGAUGCUGCCCCUGGCGUGGACCUGAGCCGCAUCCUGAACGAGAUGCGCGACCAGUAUGAGAAGAUGGCAGAGAAGAACCGCAAGGAUGCGGAGGACUGGUUCUUCAGCAAGACAGCGGAGCUGAACCGUGAGGUGGCCACCAACAGCGAGCUGGUGCAGAGCAGCAGGAGUGAGAUCUCCGAGCUCCAGCGCACCAUGCAGGCCUUGGAGAUCGAGUUGCAGUCCCAGCUCAGCAUGAAAGCAUCCCUGGAGAACAGCCUGGAGGAGACCAAAGGCCGCUACUGCCUGCAGCUGUCCCAGAUCCAGGGGCUGAUAGGCAGUGUGGAGGAGCAGCUGGCGCAGCUGCGCUGCGAGAUGGAGCAGCAGAACCAGGAAUACAGGAUUCUGCUGGACGUGAAGACGCGGCUGGAGCAGGAGAUCGCCACCUACCGCCGCCUGCUGGAGGGGGAGGACGCCCACCUGACUCAGUACAAGCCCAGAGAACCCGUGACCACCCGCCAGGUGCGCACCAUUGUGGAAGAGGUCCAGGACGGCAGGGUCAUCUCCUCCCGUGAGCAGGUCCACCAGACCACCUGCUGAGGACUCCGCUCCCCAAGCCAGCCUCCCAGGGCCCCUCAUUGGCCCUGCAGCCUCAGGCCUCCCCGGCCUCAGUCCCCGGCUUCAGUCCCUUUCCCAUACCCGCUGCCUGACCAAUAAAGCUCAUUGACUCACA
Molecule: messenger RNA, 1506 nt
Organism: Manis pentadactyla (Chinese pangolin)
Lineage: Eukaryota; Metazoa; Chordata; Mammalia; Pholidota; Manidae
Gene: KRT17
Product: keratin 17
Exons: 8
Coding region: 75-1373 (432 amino acids)
Cellular component (GO): keratin filament
Molecular function (GO): structural molecule activity
Source: RefSeq, a predicted model, not a curated record